CGUGUACCCACAUUUGAAAAGGCCGGGCCCUGUAUGCCGAUCGCUCUGCCUCCCGACCCCCCCUGGGUAGCCUUCCCCGCGACUGACUGACCCUGGGCACCGCGGUCACCUUCCCAGGAGAGCAGUCGCCGCCGGCAACGCGAGGGAGCCGUGAUGCUGCAGAUGCUCUGGCAGUUUCUGUCCAGCUUUCUCCCCGGGGCCGGGGCCGGGUGCCAAGGCUCCAGAGAGGGGAGCGAUCAGCAAGCCCCCGGCACCCCACCUCCACCUCCACCUCCAGCGCGGGGAGAUGCAGGACCGAGCUUUUUGGGGAAACAGGACGGAAGGGCUGAGGCAGCAGAAAAGAGACCCACUAUUCUGCUGGUGGUCGGACCUGCAGAGCAGUUUCCCAAGAAAAUCGUCCAAGCUGGUGAUAAAGACCUGGACGGCCAGCUAGACUUUGAGGAGUUUGUCCACUACCUCCAGGAUCAUGAGAAGAAGCUGCGGCUGGUGUUUAAGAGUUUGGACAGAAAGAACGAUGGCCGAAUUGAUGCUCAGGAGAUCAUGCAAUCCCUGCGGGACCUGGGAGUCAAGAUUUCUGAACAGCAGGCCGAGAAAAUCCUCCGGAGAAUUCGGACGGGCCAUUUCUGGGGCCCUGUCACCUACAUGGACAAGAAUGGCACGAUGACCAUCGACUGGAAUGAGUGGCGUGACUAUCACCUCCUGCACCCUGUGGAGAACAUUCCCGAGAUCAUCCUCUACUGGAAGCACUCCACGAUCUUCGAUGUGGGUGAGAAUCUGACUGUCCCAGAUGAGUUCACCGUGGAGGAGAGGCAGACAGGGAUGUGGUGGAGACACCUGGUGGCUGGAGGAGGGGCAGGGGCCGUGUCCAGGACAUGCACUGCCCCCCUGGACAGACUGAAGGUGCUCAUGCAGGUCCACGCUUCCCGCAGCAACAACAUGUGCAUCGUGGGUGGCUUCACACAGAUGGUCCGCGAGGGAGGCGCCAAGUCCCUGUGGCGGGGUAAUGGCAUCAAUGUCCUCAAGAUCGCCCCCGAGUCGGCCAUCAAGUUCAUGGCUUACGAACAGAUCAAACGCCUCGUGGGGAGUGACCAGGAGACGCUGCGCAUUCACGAACGGCUUGUGGCUGGGUCCCUGGCGGGGGCCAUCGCCCAGAGCAGUAUCUACCCCAUGGAGGUCCUGAAGACCCGGAUGGCCCUGCGGAAGACCGGCCAGUAUUCGGGCAUGUUGGACUGUGCCCGGAAGAUCAUGGCUAAGGAAGGCAUGACAGCCUUCUACAAGGGCUACGUCCCCAACAUGCUGGGCAUUAUCCCCUACGCCGGCAUUGACCUGGCCGUGUACGAGACGCUCAAGAAUGCCUGGCUGCAGCGCUACGCCGUGAACAGUGCCGACCCCGGCGUGUUUGUGCUGCUGGCCUGUGGCACUGUGUCCAGCACCUGUGGUCAGUUGGCCAGCUACCCUCUGGCCUUGGUCAGGACCCGGAUGCAGGCCCAAGCUUCUAUCGAAGGCGCUCCAGAGGUGACCAUGAGCAGCCUCUUCAAGCAUAUCCUGCGGACUGAGGGGGCCUUUGGCCUGUACCGGGGGCUGGCCCCCAACUUCAUGAAGGUGAUUCCAGCUGUGAGCAUCAGCUAUGUAGUGUACGAGAACCUGAAGAUCACCCUGGGUGUGCAGUCGCGGUGACGGGCCAGGGACUCGCUGAGCCUGGACACUGCGCCCGGGCGUGCAGCAUCUCAUUCUGUGAAUGUGCCAACACUAAGCUGGUGAACCGAGCUGUGGGUGCCCGGCCAGGCCUGCUGCACUGGGUCCAGCAAGACCCAGGCCACUGGUGUGGGGACAGACAUUUGCAGUCUGUCCUUCUGCCUGUGCCCACUCUGCUUCCUUCCUUGCUGCUGUUUCUCUGCACCCCUCUCCUGAAGGGAGGGAGCUCCACUUGCCCUCCACCCCCUGGCUUCCUGAGGCUGUUCAGGGAAAGAGGGGGGCCUGAGUUCCAUGCUCCCUUCGUCUGAACCUGGCAGCAGAUGGGACCAUGAUGUGGUGGCAUGGAUAGGGAGGGGUGGCAAGGCCCAGCCUGCUCUUGGCUGCCCUGCCUGGCUGCCCUGGCGCAUGGCUUUCCAAAUGGCUGGGACUGGCACUGGGGGCCUUGGUUUCUUCCCGCAGGCAUGGCCCCAGCACAGAAACAGCCUGACCCUGCUCAGGCAGGAGGGCCGCCGAUGAGGCAUUGUGCCCUGUGUGCCCUGGCCCAAAAAGGGGGGAGGAUCUUCCCGCGCACUGCCGAAAAGGGUUUUGUCCUGGACAUUGGGCCCACAAGUGUGUGAGCUGUAUGCCUCGGGAGGGGGAGCAGGCUGGGCCAGCCUGGAGUUCAGCCUCACAUUCCACCACGCAGCCCACCACUGCUUGGAGCCUAUUUAUUUCAUAUUUAUUUGAACAGAGUUACGUCCUAUUUUUAUAGAUUUGUUUAAUAGCCUGUCAUUUUCAAGUUCGUUUUUUUUUAUUCGUAUUUAUGUUUGUGCUUGAUUGCACCUUUCCAGCGCCUGUGGAUUGGGGGUAGGUGGUGGGGGAAUCACCUUCCUGCCCCCUCAGCUUCACCGAGUGUCAUGGCAGCAGGGGGGUCCCACCCAGGAAAGGCAGUCCUGAGGCGGGUUUGGGGUGGGGAGCGUGGGAGGUUGGCACCUAGAAGUGAGACCAUCAUCCUGGGAACCUACGGUCAGGAUCUGAGGCGGCGGGUGAUGGCCUUGAAAAGAAGCAGCCAGCUCCUCCUGUGGGGGGCCCUCUAGCUGCCCGCUCGCCCCUGCUCCCCCGCUGGCGGACGCUGAGGCAGGAUGUGAUCAGCGCAAACCAAAACAACUGGAACUUGUGCAAAGCAGAUUAAGACUUGGAAACAAUCUCGAACAGCUUCUAAUAAAGUUGUUUCAAAGCUGA
Messenger RNA from Suncus etruscus (white-toothed pygmy shrew), 2916 nucleotides. It is a transcript of the gene SLC25A25, whose product is annotated as solute carrier family 25 member 25. NCBI's taxonomy places the organism in Eukaryota, Metazoa, Chordata, Mammalia, Eulipotyphla, Soricidae. Gene Ontology annotation, biological process: transmembrane transport. Gene Ontology annotation, molecular function: ATP transmembrane transporter activity; calcium ion binding. The transcript has 11 exons. Gene Ontology annotation, cellular component: mitochondrial inner membrane. The coding region runs from base 154 to 1677 and encodes 507 amino acids. The record is from RefSeq and is a predicted model, not a curated record.